AUGCAGCAGUACAAUUUACAUCAGGACAAACAUGUACUUCCUGGAGCUGGAGAAGACCCACCCACUAUUGUAAUUACGUCCCAUUAUGACUCGUUCGGUCUUGCUCCUUGGCUGGCGUAUGGUGCAGACUCUAAUGGCAGUGGCGUCACCGUUCUUCUCGAGCUGGUUCGACUCUUUCAUCACCUCUACAGCAACCUACGAAGCCAGGCUCCGUACCAUCUUUUAUUCUCCCUGACUGGUGGUGGUAAAUAUAAUUUCCUGGGCACCAAGCGUUGGCUGGAGGAAAAUAUGGACCAUGCAGAAUCCAGCCUUUUGCAUGACAACGUGGCGUUUGUUCUAUGUCUGGACUCUCUUGGCACUGGAGACAAGCUUUUCUUACAUGUUUCACGACCACCUAAGCCUGGAACACCUCAGUACAGCUUUAUUCAGCAGCUGGAGCAGAUCAUCUCUGCCAGGUUCCCCUGGAUGAGAUUUGGAACUGUCCAUAAGAAGAUCAACCUGCAGGAGGCCACCUUGGCUUGGGAGCACGAGCGCUACGGAAUGAAACGUAUCCUAGGAUUCACUCUGUCGCACAUUGAGAACCCUAAAUCAGAGCUAAGAGGAUCAAUACUGGACACCAUGGCACAGGUUGACAUCAGAAAACUCAAGCGGAACACCGUUAUUGUUGCUGAGUCCUUGGCAAGAUUCAUGUACAAUGUUUCAGACAAGGGGUCUGCUAAGGACAUGCAGGUUUUCAAGGGCAGUUUGGAUAUUCAAGACAGCCGUUUGUCUGCAUUGAUGACCAUGAUAACGUCUGUUCCACGAGCCGUUCAGUUGAUGGACCGAGAGCCAGAACACACACUCCUGAUCAGCAGCCUGGAGCAAGAGUUCAAACACUAUCUACGGCAGGUCCAUAGACAAACGUUCCACCCGGACCGAAGGGAUCCUGAAAUCACAUUCUUUGAUCAAAUGAAACAACCAAUGAUGAUGUACAGGGUGAAGCCUGCCACCUUUGACCUGUUUUUGGGUGGCUGUAUAGCUGGAUACCUUGGAAUAGUUUAUUAUGCAAUCCAGACCUUUGGCAAUGUCUACACUAAGCUGAAAGCAAACGUGAAAGCCAAGCACCAAUAAACUGGAGUAAAGCAGACACAUCAAAGAACCAGUGCACAGAGAUGUCUACAACAUCUGAAAACUUUUGGAAUUCACGUCUAGAAUUUAAAGUGGCUACCUUGUAUUUUAUAAUUCCCUUGCAGUCUCUUCUGUUUCUGUUUGAUU
Messenger RNA from Sinocyclocheilus anshuiensis, 1254 nucleotides. Its product is annotated as nicalin-1. The transcript has 12 exons. The record is from RefSeq and is a predicted model, not a curated record. Gene Ontology annotation, biological process: regulation of signal transduction. The coding region runs from base 1 to 1110 and encodes 369 amino acids. NCBI's taxonomy places the organism in Eukaryota, Metazoa, Chordata, Actinopteri, Cypriniformes, Cyprinidae. Gene Ontology annotation, cellular component: membrane.